AUGACCCCAAUUUACAGAGGACCACCCAAGGGCUACAUCGAAGCCAUUGAAACCCGUCUUCAUAGGAUGGAAUCUUUAUUGGGUGGUCUGGUACAUAGUAGCGAUCCACGCGCUCAAGCCAUAUUGACCGAGCUGAUGCAAGGUGAUAUGAGUAAAUCGGAAAAAUUUGAUUUCAUUUCGUACCGUAAUGGUUCGGAUGGUACAAGUAAUGUGGGGCACGUUGGAAGUGAUGAUUCUUUGAAUAUAAUAAAUUCUCCAAACACGAAAACUACGGCUGAUGGAAAAGAUAGCUUGUUGAUUAAUGAUCUUAAUAAAGUCAUGGAAAUUAUUAGUAUAGAUGAGAAUCGUCAGAUUCGUUAUCACGGACGAAGUAGUGGCCUCUAUCUGUUAAGGAAAAGCGAUCGCUAUAAGGAUGGUAUUUUAUCAAUUUCAAGUUAUCCGGGUGAAAUGAUUGCUUCUACUCAAAAUUAUAAUUUGGUAAAACGAUCAGAUCUGAUGGAUUUACCAACUGAAGAUCUUUCUAAUCACCUGUUGGAAAUUUAUUUCACUCACUUACAUCCUAUACUGCCGGUUAUUCAUAAACCGCGCUUUUUUGAUCAAUUGAAGGAUAAGGAACAUUUGCCGCAGUUGUUAUUGAACGCCAUUUACUCAUAUGCCGCGAGAUUCUCAGAUAACCCGAAUUUAAGAAAAAAUCCGGAUGACUCUGACUCAGCCGGUGAUAUUUUCUUUGAUCGAGCGAAAGCAUUACUUGACAACGAAUACGAUAAAGCACGAGUGACAACUGUUCAGGCAUUGGUGGUGUUGUCGAUAAGGGAGUAUGGUGCAGCUAGAGUUACCAGGGGAUGGAUGUAUGCUGGUAUGGCAGCACGGAUGGCACAAGAUCUGGGCAUGCAUCGUAAUAGCGAAAAGUGGAGUUUACAUCAACAGACACACGAUGAAAUUGAAGAGCGAAAACGAGUGUUUUGGGCUUGCUUUGUUCUUGAUAGUGGAUCGCCCAUUCCUGCCAACGCUUCAACGCAACAGGUGUCGCAUUCAAUUUCAAGGUUCAUUUGCCUGAUUAAACUCGGCGAGAUUACGGGUGCAAUUAUACAAAAUGUCUAUGCCAUCAGAAAUAAUUUGCAAACCACUGGCGAAACGGUGCUCACUAUUCUUAAUUCGGCACUUAACAAGUGGUUCAGCACAUUGCCACCUCAUCUCCAAUACGAUCCAUCAUCUGAUCAACCAUCGGACAUAACCACGCUUUGCCUUCACAUCAUCUAUUAUUCGACUUUAAUGCUACUUCAUCGUCCUUACACGGCAAGCAACAAUUCAUCGCAUAAUGUAUGCACGUCGGCUGCAAAUGCAAUCACAAGGAUUACUGACAUGAUGUUAGAGCGGAAGAUGUUAUCGCGCUGUAUAAACCCAGUCGUAUACUGUGUAUUCACUGCAGCCGUGAUUCACGUGUAUAAUGCAACACAAGCCGAUCAUUCGAUCUCGCAUCCUGCAAAAAUAAAUCUCCACAAGAGUAGAAAAGUGUUGGAAUAUCUGAAAAAAGUUUGGCCCUCGGCUCAUAGAUACAGCAAUAUGUUAGAGGGUCUGGCGAAUUUGAAAGAUGUGCAACCGAGUGUAUCAACUGAUGAUGAGCUAUUAUCAGACGCCAAUCGUAGUUCACGAAGGCGCGGAAACUUCUCGAAUAACAACAAGUAUUCAUCGGGAGAAAUUGACCGACAUGAAAGACAGGAACGAUUUAGAGCACAAUUUAAUCAAUCCAUCCCUUCGCAUAAGAACAGUGGUCACGACGAUAAGGACAGUUCAUCGCAUGUGGUAAAUUCCUCGUUAAUGAAUACCUCACAACCUUACGCUCCCAUCUCGACGUUAAUAAAUUUUGCCGGUUCAAUCCCCACCAUGCCAUCCCAACCGACUUCAACAUCACAACAUCAACGAUUCAGCGCCCCUUUCAAUCAAUCACCGCCGCAACAAUUACACCACGGUCUGGACGAGUCCGCGCAAAUGUUUAAUAAUUCGUUUGGAUUCCGAAACAUAUCAUCCUUGUCCUCCAAUGCUGACCCCCAGAACCAACCGGUAGGUGAUACGGACCCAUAUGCAGCACCAGGAAUGGUGGGAGGAAACGGGAGUACGUUGGACCCACUGAGCACCGGAUUGUGGAAUUUUCCAUCAAACGCUAAUCUAGAUGAGUGGACCACCUACUUUAGUUCUCAACAGAUGCAACCGAAUCUCGCAUUCUCCUCACCACCUAUCCCGUCCCAACCACCCAUCAUUCAAGUGCCGAGGGUAUCAUCAAUGCCGUUGCAACAACACGAUAUGCUACUGCAUAACGAUGGAAAUGAUGUCAACAUGUUUGCCGACAAUCAUCCGUUGAUAUCGAAUGUCAUGAGUGGUAAUGGUAAGGGAAACAAUGGGAAUCGGGGUGAAACCGGUUCUAACCCGGGAUUUGACGGAGGAACGUCGUUGUCAAGUAGAAGCGGUGGUAAAAAUGGCGUGAAGGAUAAAUCAACUGUGCCGCUGACGUACU
Messenger RNA from Acaulospora colombiana, 2512 nucleotides. The record is from the annotation of a GenBank genome assembly. NCBI's taxonomy places the organism in Eukaryota, Fungi, Glomeromycota, Glomeromycetes, Diversisporales, Acaulosporaceae.